This is a messenger RNA of Aspergillus caelatus, 897 nucleotides long. RefSeq lists its product as uncharacterized. The annotation marks the transcript as partial. The record is from RefSeq and is a predicted model, not a curated record. The transcript has a single exon. NCBI's taxonomy places the organism in Eukaryota, Fungi, Ascomycota, Eurotiomycetes, Eurotiales, Aspergillaceae.
UUUUUUUAUUUUUUGAAUUCGUUGUUUUAGUGCCCUUGCCGCUUUACUCUUCAGCCCUUUCAGGCUCCUUCACCUGAACGCCCUCUAUUCUUCACCCGAUCGCUCUGUAUACCCUUCUUCCCGCUCGUCCUGGCCCCCAAUUUGCUUUUCCUUGGUACCUGAACUGAACCUGAUGCGAGCUGAUCAGGGAAAAUAGAUUCACCAUUGCCGUUACAACCAACCAUCUGGUCUGGUCUUGGUUAUCUCCUCGAAGAUUCUGACCAACGAAGAGGUGCAGAAAAGAGUGGCUCGCUUCGAUGCAAACAAGCAUAAUUCCAAGAGCUCUCCCGUAGCCGAACUUAUGAGGUAUUUCGCCACUUAAAAGUAAAUUGAAUUGGCUAUCAUUUUAUUCUCCACGAUGGACCACUACUGUGGAGGGCCUGGGGCAUCAUAUCCGUGGAAAGGAUCCACGCCCACGGGCUUAUUGGCCAGAAAUUGAUCAAUAUUUCUUGUGGUAGAUGUCCACUGGAAAAUGCCUAGAGAAAAGAGGCGUGAUCUGCCUUGCAGUGGAGAAAAAGGUGAUGGAACUCUUCGUGUGGCGGAUGAGAGAUAUUGUUACAAGCCAAAAGGAAACGGUGGAAAUCCUGUGCAUUAAACGAAGGUAUCAAGACUGGGGAAGGGAAAGGAAGAGAAAACUGUCUGUUGUGGGAUGUUUAAUAUGUCCCACGAUAAGCCUCGUCUUCUGUUAUCAUCCCCUUCGGCCCUGUUUAUUCCCAUCGUCGAGUCGGUCUUCCUAUGUACGUCCAGGUCGUCACCGUCAGAACGUUAUCUUACCCGUUGUAUCCUCCCGCCUCCAAAAUGAGUGCUUGAUCUUAACCAGUUCUCUUGAAUGAACCGUUUUAAACUACUGCUGAGGCG